This is a messenger RNA of Phragmites australis (common reed), 526 nucleotides long. RefSeq names its product small ribosomal subunit protein uS14-like. The transcript has 3 exons. Gene Ontology annotation, molecular function: structural constituent of ribosome; zinc ion binding. Gene Ontology annotation, biological process: translation. NCBI's taxonomy places the organism in Eukaryota, Viridiplantae, Streptophyta, Magnoliopsida, Poales, Poaceae. Gene Ontology annotation, cellular component: ribosome; cytosolic small ribosomal subunit. The record is from RefSeq and is a predicted model, not a curated record. Bases 93 to 263 code for a protein of 56 amino acids.
CGCCGCCGCCUUCUUCUCUCUCUCUCUCGUCCUUCUUGCACGCCGCCGCCGAGCAGGAAAGAAAGAAGAGGAGGAAGGAGGAGGAAGCAGCGAUGGGCCACUCCAACGUGUGGAACUCGCACCCCAAGAACUACGGGCCCGGCUCUCGCGUCUGCCGGGUCUGUGCAAAUCCCCAUGGACUGAUCAGGAAGUAUGGGCUCAUGUGCUGCAGGCAGUGCUUCCGCAGCAAUGCCAAGGACAUUGGCUUCAUCAAGUACCGCUGAAGACAUGGCCUUGCUGCUGUCGUGGAGAACUUCACCUGCAUCAAAGAAGAAAUAGAUCCUUCAUUAGAAGGCUUAAUUUAUGUGCUUUAGCUUUUUGUUCAAGCUUUUUGUUCAGAUUUCAGACUGGUGUGCUUGUAAACUCAUCUUGUUAAAGUUCUGAUGGGAACCAUGUUGCUGUUGAACUAGCUAUAAUCAAAGAUUGAAGUAUUGUCACAUUUGAUAUCUUGUACUUGAUCUUAAUUGUAUUGAUGCCUUCCAAGCUA